Molecule: messenger RNA, 1757 nt
Organism: Triticum dicoccoides
Lineage: Eukaryota; Viridiplantae; Streptophyta; Magnoliopsida; Poales; Poaceae
Exons: 2
Coding region: 85-1059 (324 amino acids)
Source: RefSeq, a predicted model, not a curated record
UCUCCCUUCCUUCCUUCCCGUCCAUCAGUUCCCCCACCAAAAACUAGGGUUAGGGUUAGGGAGGCGGCGGCUGCUUUAUUCCCGAUGCCGAUCGCCAUGGACACUGGAGGCGCGCCGGAGCCGGAGCCGGAGGAGGAGACAGUCGUCCUCCCUCAUUGGGUGAUGCUGGACCGCAAGGGCAACACCCUCUGCCACAACAGUCUAGAAGCUGCUCGUGUGGCUGUCGACAAGGACAAGACCGCCGCUCCGGUCGACAUGGACGGCGGCCCCUCCUGCUACGUGGCCUUCACCCUCGCGGCUCCUCAAAAAGGGAUCUCCUGCCUCAACCUCCACUUGCCUGAGGGACCUCCAAUUGCCUUAGACACCCCGCCCGCCUAUGCCUUCCUCCGGGCAACCGACAACAACCUCGUCCUCUUUGACAUCUCCAACCCGCAGAAAAAAGUCCUCUUCGACAUCUCCAACCCGAGCCAGAGUUGCUACUGGGAGCCCCCGGCAGAUCUGUUCGUCUACAAGGCCGGCGGUCCUCGCCCCUCGGUGCAGCGGCUCCCACCCUACACAAUCGAGAGCAACAUGCCGUUCCUGAUGGGUUUCGUCACCACAGGCAUCCUGCGGCUCAAAGAUGAGGAUCGCUACAUCGUUGCCGAUAUCAAUGUCUACCGCGGAAAAAAUGGUAUGUGUGCCCAACUCUGCGUCUUCCGCUCUGGGGCUAAACAGUGGGAACUCAGCCCCGAGAUGCCUGCCCCUCAGCCGCAGGACCAGAGCAAUGGCGGCCAGUUCCCCAACCUCUGGUCAACCGACAAUCUGCUUGCUUUUGCCGGCCGUUUCCUGUGCUGUGUUGACUACAUGAGUGGUGUUCUGCUAUGUGACUUCGCGAUACAAGACUUAUCCCCGGUGCUCCGCUUUGUGCCUUUCCCUGGGAAAAAUGAUUUCUCUGAUGAGGAACGGGUUGAAAGGCUCUUCCCUGACAGAUUCCGAAGUGUGUCCAUCAGCCAAGGCAUGCUGUGCUUUGUGCACAUUGACAAUGACUUCCAUGGGUCGCCUCCUGCGAGAAAAAGGUGAGCCCAGCAGAAGCGGCCUACCCAGGAUAUCACCGUUUGGACGUUGGACUCCAACAAGUUCGAGUGGAAGCUACAUCAUGUGAUCAACCUGGAUUCUCUCUGGGCGCAACCUGGCUACCUAGAUCUGCACAUAGAUCAGCGUCUUCCUGAGUUCCCAACCAUCAGCUUGGAUGACCCGAAUGUUCUUUGCUGCCUGUUAACAGAGGAGGAGUUUGAUGGUGAUGGGUGGAAUAUCAUGGUUGGCAACAAUGCACAUCUGCUGUCAUGUGUCUCUCUGGGUGCGGAACAUCGCCAUAACCACCUUCCUGAUACCUCCCCACUUCCAACUGUCUUCUGCAAAUACCUUGAAAGGCCAACAGGGAUAGCAUGUGACAACAAGCCAACUUGUCUUUCAGUGGACCCUAAGAAGCGUAAGCAAUUUGCCAGUUAAAGGGCUGGAAUCUGCUAACUGCUGUUGAACACUUUGGUGUUGCUCAAAUCGAAGAUGAUGUUUGGUUCUGGUUCAUCGUGCACUGCAGGCACAGUCAAGUCAAUUGGGCAAAACAUUGCUUUGAUGUGAUGAAGAUGAUGUACCUAUGAAUAUCUAUUAGAGUAAAUGAUAUGUAAUGGUAUGUUUAAGAGUUAUAAAAGUUUGAGAUUGAACAUCUUUUCUUUCAUAUUAGACAGAUAUGAAAAUGGAAUUGAGAGAGGCGCUAAUUA